Molecule: messenger RNA, 375 nt
Organism: Rotaria sordida
Lineage: Eukaryota; Metazoa; Rotifera; Eurotatoria; Philodinida; Philodinidae
Source: the annotation of a GenBank genome assembly
AUGGUUAAACUCAUCAUUCUCAUUGCUCUCGUAUGUUUGGGAUUGGUCUCAGCUGGUAACAAUGAACGACAACGUGGUGAUAGUCGUCAUGAUGAUAGUCAUCAUGGCUCUGAUAGUCCCCGUGGCUAUGAUAGUCCCCGUGGCUAUGAUAGUCCCCGUGGCUAUGAUAGUCCCCGUGGCUAUGAUAGUCACCGUGGCUAUGAUAGUCACCGUGGCUAUGAUAGUCAUCGUGGUGGUAACAAUCAUUAUGGUGGUCCAAUUGGAGUUUUACUUGAAACUAAUGAAUUAAAUUGUUCGAUACCAGCUCAUAUUAAAUUAAUUACUUCAUAUAAAUCAUACUGCAAUUAUUUAUUAUUUAAACUUAUUAAUUUAUAA